AUGGAACCGUUGUCACCACCACCCACAAUAACACCUUCUUUAUUCCAUCGACCAGAACUACUUGAUAAUCAAACUCGAUUAAUUUUAUCUGCUCAUGUUAAACCAAAACGACUUAUUCGUAGUACAACACGUUCAGCUGGAAUAUCUAAGGCACGUACUGAUUCAAGUUCAAUAUUAACUACAUCAUUUACUCAAGAAUCAGAUGAGGAUGACGACGAUGAUGAUGAAGAUCUUUCACCUGAAAAUAUUAUCAAUUAUGAUACAGAUAUUGAGGAAGAUGAAGAACCCAUAAAAGAUUAUACAUGUAAAGGUCUUUAUUUAGAUCAAUGUCAUCGUCAUAGUGUUAUACCCUCAUCAUUCUUUUUACGUUCUAUUGAUAAGAAAACUUUAACAAUACGUUAUUGUGGUUUAAAACCAAUCAAUAUUAAAGUUAUGAUACCAUCCUUAAAAAUCAAUACAAAUAUUACAAAACUUGAUUUUAGAGAUAAUGGCCUUGGAUCACAUGGUACUAUUUAUAUUGCAGAAUUAAUUCGCGAUAAUGAAUAUAUAACUGAAUUAAAUCUAGCUGAUAAUGAUAUUGGUUUACAAGGUUGUAAAGCUUUAUGUGAAGUACUUCGUUCAAAUCGAACAAUACGAAUACUUAAUCUUGAUGGUAAUCGUUUCAAUGAUAAUUGUGCACAAUUUUUUGCAGAUGUAUUUUCGGAAAAUGAUACGAUUAAAUAUAUAAAUUUAAAUAAAAAUUUAUUUGAAAAUGAUAAAACUGGUCGUCUUUUUGGACAAUCAUUAGGUGAAAAUCAAACAAUUGAAGAAUUUUAUAUUGCUUGGAAUCAUUUACGUUCAAAAACAUGUGCCUUAUUAUUAAAACCACUUAUGUUAAAUGCACGUUUAACAAUACUUGAUUUAUCAUGGAAUGGUGCUGGAUUACAUACAGCUAAAAUAAUAUUAGAAUUAUUAAAAAAAAAUUCGACAUUAGAAAAACUUCGAUUAGAUAAUAAUCAAUUUAAUACAGAAUGUGCCGUAUAUAUUGGGCAAGGUUUAGCAAAAAAAUGA
This is a messenger RNA of Adineta steineri, 1050 nucleotides long. The record is from the annotation of a GenBank genome assembly. NCBI's taxonomy places the organism in Eukaryota, Metazoa, Rotifera, Eurotatoria, Adinetida, Adinetidae.